Messenger RNA from Vitrella brassicaformis, 1481 nucleotides. Lineage: Eukaryota; Vitrellaceae. The record is from the annotation of a GenBank genome assembly.
GGGAGAUCUUUCCAAUACGGAAGGCACAUGUGCGAUUGGCCAACAGAGCCGUCGGUCUUUACAUGGAUUCAUCCUCAUCCAUAAUGGCAUACCCACGCACACACGGAGACAUCGGCAACAUCGCCAACAUGGGUCUUGAAACGGAUGGAUGCGUUGCACAUGAUGGAUGAAGGACACAAACAACAACAUCGACCCACACACACUGCAGGCAUACUCUCUGCCUGCACCGCACCCACUCACUCACAUCACACCCAUCCAUCCGCUAUUGCUGCCCUCUGAAUAUCGUCCCCUUCUCGGCAUUCUCCUGGACAAACUUGAGCACUUCGGUGAAAUUCGGCACCGACCUGGCAACACAUGACAACACACCACACCACACCACAAGAACUCUACAGCUGCAACCAGCCCUCGGUGGCCGCAGUGUGCCUUGACUGACCGUAUUUCCAGUUUGGAUCCGUCCUUGAGCAGAAUGUUGAGGUCGCCCACAUCCGCCACGCCAAACCCGCGGCGCACAGACCUGGGAGAUCGACACACACACGAAAGCACCCACGGCAUGAGGCUUGAGCGGUGCGGUACACUGUGGUUGCGUGCGUGAGUGGGCCCACGUGAUGGAGUCGAUCUCCGGGUAGAUGACCUCGGUCUCGUCGUUGCCACCUAUGCCGCUCGUCACGCGGAUCCGGCGGCUCGUGAACUCAUACCUGACGCAUUCAUACCACGUGCCAGCCAGAGCCAUGUUCUGUGUGUGGCGUGUGUGCGUGUUGUCAUUUCUCGCGUUGCCUGCCUUACUUGACCCAGAUCUGCCUUGCGACGGCCCCAGCAAACGGGAUGAUCCUGAUAGCAGAAGGGGGAAGAAAUUGGUGUGCCAUGCCAUGUGUGUGCGCCGUGCCAUUCAUUCGCACCCGAGGACGGUAAGCACGGAAAUGGCGGGAAUGACCACCUCAGUCCACGAGGGCUUUGUGGUCAUAAAGGCGGUCUCGGCCUCGAGCCUGGGCCCCUUCUCCUGGUCCUUCUUGACCUGCCGCUGCUUCUGCACCUGAGCCCUCUCCUGCAGCUUAGCCAAGCGACUCUUCUUCCGCUUCUUGCUGUCCUCCACGCCAGCAGAUUUAUCCUUCCAAGAGUCGUCCUUCGCCGCCCUCUCAUCGCCUUCACUGCUGUCUGCUGCAUCUUCUGUCACGGCCACAGCGGUGCUGCUGCUGCUGCUGCCCUGAACGCUCUCAGCUGCAGCCGCAAGCAGUGGAGAUGCGGCCGGGCUGUGUCUGCAGAGGAGGGUGAUGGACUCAUCUGUGAGCAAGGACACGCAUGGGCCGUCCGGGGGAGGGGGAGCGGCGGGCAGGCGUCGUAUGGAGCCGCCUCUCUGGAGCGGGACGACGAAGGAAAGAGCCGAAUUGAUGCAAGAGAGGAAGAUCAACAAAUCGACGAUGCACCGCGAUAGCAUGCUGCUGAUGAUAACUGCAUUCGGCAAAGAUCUGCCAGCUCCUUCAAGC